Messenger RNA from Macrosiphum euphorbiae (potato aphid), 1185 nucleotides. NCBI's taxonomy places the organism in Eukaryota, Metazoa, Arthropoda, Insecta, Hemiptera, Aphididae. The record is from the annotation of a GenBank genome assembly.
AUGCUGCAGCAGCAGCUGCAACCGUCGCCGCCCGUCAACCGCCAUCAGCAGCAGCAAAACCACGACCUCCAAUCGUCGCAACAGGUCGGCGUCGGAGGCAAGUUUGGAAGUAACGCCAUGCCACAGCCACCGGUGCAGUCGGCCGAGCAGCUUCAGGCGGCCGACGCGUCGGACGCGGCACUGAUCUCGCGAUUCCGCCGGUCGGGCAGCGAGCGGAUCAGGGACGGGGCCAAGGCCAUCCUGCGCAGGGUGGAAAGUCUGAAGACGAGACGUCGGAAACAGCGCAACCGCGACGGCGUAGUCAUCGGUUCACAGCAGAUCAUAGACAUGGGUUCGAUGCAACAACGGAUGAAGGAACUUAACUGCGUGGACGUGACACCGCCAGAUUUACCGGUGACCGACGAUCACACUAAGACCAAACGGUUCUUGGCCAAACCCGAGUCGCUAGACUCGCUGGCAUAUUCCGAUUCAGAACUGUCGUGGAGAAACGAGUACACGGACGCCAACAGCAACAACACCAAGCCGCUGCUGGAUUUCAUGGCCCUUGACGGGAGUAACGAAUUCUCAUCUCCCAACGGCAGUCAAGACAGCCGCACGUACAAAAACAAAUACAACGACAGCGUGGAUUCGGUUUCGAGCGCAGUGCAAGACAGCGAUCAAGAUCUAACCAUCAAAUCAAAAGGGUCAGUUGUUCGGUGGCAUAGUUUUCAAAAGACCAAAAAUCGGCCCAAUUCCUUGGCCGGACAAAUGGUCGGGUCGCUCACGGUUGGCCAGCUGUUGGUGUUGCGGAAGUUCACUCUUCUCAAGCUGACUGCCAUCAUAGAACGGUAUUGUCCGACACACCGGACCGGAUGGAACUGGGAAUUGCCCAAGUUUAUGCGCAAAACCAAAAUGCCCGAUCCCAAAGAUAAGACCGUUUUCGGAGUUCCGCUGAUCGCCAACGUGCAAAAAUACGGUUCGGCACUGUCACCGUUCGUCCAGUAUGCUUUUCGGUGGCCCGAAGACAACGCUCUCGACCACGUGGGGUUGUUCCGGAAGCCUGGCGUCAAAUCCCGAAUACAGCGCCUAAAGCAACUGGCCGAAGCCGACCUGGAGGACGUGAAGUUCGAAAACAAUCAGGCCUACGACGUGGCCGACAUGGUGAAGCAAUACUUCCGUGUGUUACCGGAGGCCAUUAGUAGUUAG